GCGCAGCGGCAGGGAGGGGCUCUUUACCCGGUCCGGCAUCUGAAGCUCGGCGCUCGGGUUACCCCUGCAGCGACGCCCCCUGGUCCUACCGACACCGCUGCAGCUCCCGCCCCUCCGCUCCUCGGCCGCGCAAUGGGCACCCGCGACGACGAGUACGACUACCUCUUCAAAGUUGUCCUUAUCGGAGAUUCUGGUGUUGGAAAGAGUAACCUCCUGUCUCGAUUCACUCGAAAUGAGUUUAAUCUGGAAAGCAAGAGCACCAUUGGAGUCGAGUUUGCAACAAGAAGCAUCCAAGUUGAUGGGAAAACAAUAAAGGCACAGAUAUGGGACACGGCAGGGCAAGAGCGAUACCGAGCUAUAACAUCAGCAUACUAUCGUGGAGCCGUAGGUGCCUUAUUGGUUUAUGACAUUGCUAAACAUCUCACAUAUGAAAAUGUAGAGCGAUGGCUGAAAGAACUGAGAGAUCACGCUGAUAGUAACAUUGUUAUCAUGCUUGUGGGCAAUAAGAGUGAUUUACGCCAUCUCAGGGCAGUUCCUACAGAUGAAGCAAGAGCUUUCGCAGAAAAGAAUGGUUUGUCAUUCAUUGAGACGUCUGCUCUAGACUCUACAAAUGUAGAAGCUGCUUUUCAAACAAUCCUGACAGAGAUAUACCGCAUUGUUUCUCAGAAGCAAAUGUCAGACAGACGUGAAAAUGACAUGUCUCCAAGCAACAAUGUGGUUCCUAUUCACGUUCCACCAACCACUGAAAACAAGCCAAAGGUGCAGUGCUGUCAGAACAUAUAAGGCGUUGCUCUUCUCCCCUAGAAGGCUGUGUAUAGUCCAUUUCCCAGGUCUGAGAUUUAAAUAUAUUUGUAAUUCUCGUGGUCACCUUUUGUGUUUUAUUACUUUCUCAUACUUAUGAAUUUUUCCAUGUCUUCAGUCUUUGAUUUUAGCUUUAUAAAAUCAUCCACUUGUCCCAAAUGACUGCAGCUCUUUUUCAUGGUAUGGCCUCACUAGCCUUAGUUUAAUAAACUGAAUGUUUGGAUUCCUCAAUUAUUGUUUACUUUUCAUCAUGGUAGCCUGUCACUGUAGGACAUAGUAGAACUUGAUCACUCCAAGCUCAGACCUGUUGGUCUUGAUCAAAUCAAACUGAGAGGACCUUUAAAAAUCAGCUGAUGUUUUGCCACAGAGCAGUUUAUAGUCAAUGCACUCUUCUCUCAGUGCAGCGUACAUUUCCACAAAUCUAAGAGGUGCCCUAUAAACAUAGCAGGAUUUUGAGAGCUUGAAAUUUUUCCAUUAUUCUGGAAGUCAACUUCUAAAAUGCCUUAAAAGGUUUGUGUAGUUUAGUAAAUUUUGUUUUUCAAUUUUUGUAAGCAUCAGUGUUGGUUAGAGAGGGGGCACUUUUUUCUGACCAAGAAUAAUCUUAAUAAACACAAAAGACUUACGGUUUUGGUAGCAGUAUGGUUUUGGGGCCAUAUUAUUUUAUAAUGCUAUCUGGCAGGUUGGGAACUAGAGAGACUGAUGGAGUUCCAUCUGAGGUGCCACUGUUGGAAUGAUCAGGCGGCCCAUGUUAUUAACUGAUCUAAUUUCCCAGCAGCAGAUCAUGCAGCAUUUUAUUGCUUAGGCAAUAACUGGUUUAAUGCUGGUAGUAUCAAAAUUUGAAGUGUUAAUUUUUUCUUAAAACCUUCCAGUAAGUGAAAUGCAACCUAGUUUUAUCACCAUAACUAUCACAGGCAUGGAUAAUUAUUUUGACAGUGCUAAUAUUUGAGUUUUGCAGUAUGUUAUAGAAUAUAGUCCAGUUAAGUCUUUGGUUUCAGUUUGUCUAAGGAAUACAAUGAGAGGUUAAUUUCUGCUCAAGUGCUAUCACUUAAAGGCAUGUAUUCUUUAGUACGUAAGAUGAAAUAGUACCUUGAGUUUAAAUAGAAUGCAUUUAGGCGUUGUACAGACUUAAAAUAGCCUUCUUCCACUACAUUAUUGAAAUCAAUGGAGCAACUAGUUUCUCAUUCAGAAAUGUGCACACUAAUAUUUAGUUUUACUUUUUUGUGGAUAAUAUUAAGCACUUAACUCUGCAGUGUUCUGCAAAUUGUGUCAACUGCAGUGAUACUAUUCAGGAUGAUGGGAUAUCCAAAAAAUAUAUAUAUAUGUGGGCUUGCACAGAUUCCUGUUUCGUAGUUAAUCCUCUGUCUUUUGCGGUGCUCAUGACGUGUGGGGCGCACGGAAGGCAUUGCUGUAGUCAGUCAUUUUGGUUUUCUUCUGUAGCCAUUUUAUUAUUUUAGUGUAUUGGUUAUAAAGAUACUAUUAUCUGUUUGUAAAUUGCUACUUUGUAUUUUAUGCAUGCUCUGUAACUUGAUUUUUUUUUUUUUUUUAGUUAUUGAUUUGGAAUAUAUUCACAUAAUAAACAGUUUUAGGGGGACUAUUCCUUAUGUUGUCAGAUUAUGUUUUUCUUUUGAGUGCUUUGGAUGCAGCCAUGGAAUAUUUGAUGAGUAAGAGCAUAGGUCCUUAUUCAUCAACAGAGUAAGCAUUGCAUUUGGGACAUCAGUGUGUAAAUUCGGCUCUAAUUUUAGACAUGCAGUUCAAUGAUCUUUUUCUUGGAAAAAGUAUUACCAAAAACAUUAGGGAACUAGUCUCUGCUUUCAUACCUAACAGUGUCUUCUAACCCAGGAAAAGGCUUCAUCUGUUAUUUAUUUUACUCAAAAUAGGUAGUGAAUUUUUUGCAGAAUUAUUUUAAGAACUAAGGGAGAAACUAGGUAUUGAAUCAAAUAUGAAUAAAGUAACUUUGGGUUUUUACCAGGUGUAGACUUAAUGCUGCCUUGGACAUGGACGGAUCUUGAGAGAAAUCCAGGAAACAUUAGGUAUUAGGAGAGAGUUACUUUAAUUGCAUUUCAACAAGUAUCUUCAUUCUCAGGAGAAUUUGUCUCAGGAGACAAAUUGUCUCAAGUAAGAAACAUUAAGUUUUUAAAUAUUGUGACAAUUCAGGGCUCAAAGCAGUUCAGAAGUGUUUUGCUGCUUGACCCUGCUUUUCAGUUAUUUUAGCUUUGAAUGGUUCUUUUUAUCUGUUGUGGUCUCCCAAAAAGUCCCUUAGCCAUCGUGCCUUGAUGUAAACUUGUAUGUCAUUGUUCUCUAGUGCUAUCUGUGAUUUCCCUCUAGUAGUUUUCACUGUAUGAGAGUAAGUUGUCUUCAGCCAUUGCAUUGAGUAUGCUCAAUUGUAACUCUUAAACUCUGAGAUGCCAGCGAGUUAUGCCAGAGGCCUUUUAAGUCCUGAGGGGUUCUGCAGCAAAUUUAGACUUCUUAAGAGUUUGGAUUGCCCAUCAGAGCUAGUCACAUUUAUUUUGUCAUUGGGAAAAUGAACAUCUUAAUUUUUGUCUUCAGUGAUUUAUAUUUACAGAAUACAAAAUGCAGCUACAAAUAGUGGUUUGCAUUAUUGUGAUAAUCUCUUUCAUCUCCCUUAAAGAGACAGAAACUUUGGCUUACACCAGAAGUAGUUAUCACCGUUGAGUAGGUAACUAAAAACUCAGUCCAGUCUUUAGGUUUCAGUUCAUGGAACUUUUUUUACAGGGGAGAAAAAUGGAGAUUGGUAGUUUGACUUCUCACAAACAUCAUAAGCCUGGAAAAAAAAAUCUCAAAGCAUUGGGAAAAUAUGAACUUUGUAUAAGGACUGUGCAUGACAUCCAUUCCCUGUGUUUGAAAAAAAAAAA
This is a messenger RNA of Trichechus manatus latirostris (Florida manatee), 3674 nucleotides long. RefSeq names its product RAB11A, member RAS oncogene family (gene RAB11A). NCBI's taxonomy places the organism in Eukaryota, Metazoa, Chordata, Mammalia, Sirenia, Trichechidae. The transcript has 5 exons. The record is from RefSeq and is a predicted model, not a curated record. Gene Ontology annotation, cellular component: postsynaptic recycling endosome; Golgi apparatus; transport vesicle. The coding region runs from base 133 to 783 and encodes 216 amino acids. Gene Ontology annotation, biological process: melanosome transport; exocytosis; neurotransmitter receptor transport, endosome to postsynaptic membrane. Gene Ontology annotation, molecular function: GTPase activity; GTP binding.